GCAGAGACAGAAAACGAAUAAUGACGCGUUCCAAGAUGGCGAUACACAGGGUGUUGUGUUGUUUGUGUGAGUGAAAAACGGUAUUCACAAAAUUAUUGCAGUCGGUAAAUUGUGUGGGUUAGUCAACAAAUUUCUGUAGUGAAAAAUCGCAGUGACAUUUUCGAUGGCGGAUCUCGAGGAAAAAGAAUUUCCUAUGGACUAUUUCACACCAAUUGUAACUAUAGACGAAGCCCCACCGAUAGCAGCAAAAUCAUCACCGAGAAUCAAGAAAAUCAAAAUAAAAAUCGAAGGUACCGAAGAUGGCCAUAUAUCAGGCGAAAUAGUUCGUCCCAAGAGAAGAGGCAGGCCAAGAAAAGUGAUAACGAUCGCUCCCACUCCUCCCCCAGAAAUCAAGACUGAAGAACCAGAAGAAGACACAUCUCCAAUGGACCCAACAGAAAAACCAACUAGUCCCGUAGAACCUGCCGGCGAAGAAGUCAAAAGGAGGAAAGGCAGACCCAGGAAAUGUCCACCGGUGACAGAAGCUUUAUUAAACGGCGGCAUCAUCGACAACGAAGACGAGGACCCUUCUUGGUCAGCUACAGGAAAGAAGAAGAAGAAGAAAAAAGAAAAGAAGGUGAAAUCUCCUAAGACGCCAAAGAACUACAAGAAAAGGGGCAAAAAUCAGCCGGAAGAUGUGACCGUGAAAGCCGAACCCACAGACAGCACAUUGCGCGAAGGCGAGAUAAAGGAAGAAAUCAAAGAAGAACCAGCUGAUCCCAUGGAGCUACCGCUCAUAGUCCCGCUCUCAGAAGAACAAUUCCAGCAAGAGUUCAAAGCCAUGCUACCUCAAGAAGACCUCAGGAAAUUCAAGUGCCCCCUGUGCAUCAAGGACAACCAAGAGGAGGUGGAAUUCUCGCCCAAAGAGCUAAAGAACCACUACAAAGACAACCACCCCGGCAAAAGACUGAGAAGCUACCGCUUGACCAACGAAACGCACUCUUGCGACGUCUGCGGCAAGGAGUUCAGAACGAACAACGCUGUCAAAGACCACAUCGAAACCCACAACAACUACUUCUUCUGCGAGAUAUGCAACGCCUCCCAAAAAAAGAUCCUAGACCAUAUCCUCCACCUGAGGAUCCACUCGGAACCAGGGCUGUUUCAGUGCCUGAUGUGCGAUCUAAACACGCCAGACAUCAACAAGAUCAUGGAGCACGUGAACAACCACGAGGAUCUGUUGAAGUACUGGUGCCAACCCUGCAAAAAAGGCUUCCAGAUCCUGUCUUGGUUCCAAGAGCACGACAACUACCACACAGGGCUCAAGCCUUUCGAUUGCGAAUUUUGCGGCAAGUGCUUCAUGUACUCGAGGUACUUGCACGCUCACAAGCUUAACCUUCACAAGGAGGACAUGAUCUUCCCGAGUUUGCACGAGUGCGUUAUUUGCAAGAAGCAGUACCAGCACAAGAAUAGCUUGAAGCUGCAUAUGAACUCGCAUACAGGCAACUUUUCAAUUUGCGAUAUCUGCGGAAAGUUGCUUUCCAGCAAGGAAAAACUCAAGUUCCACCUGAGGAUUCAUACUGGGUACAAGCCGUACGCGUGUGCUUACUGCGAUAAAUCUUUCACGAAGAAGCCGAUCCUUGUGGAGCACACAAGGAUCCACACUGGAGAAAGACCUUAUAUUUGCGAUUUUUGUACUAAGGCUUUCUCGCAGAGGUCUAGUUUGGUGAUACACAUGAGAGGGCAUACUGGGGAGAAGCCCUAUGUGUGCCAGUUUUGUACCAAAGGGUUCGUCGCUAAAGCCAUGCUGAACAUACAUCUGAAGUCCUGCAAGGGGCUGAUGGUCAGGCAUUCCGAUGAUUAUUGAUCGGGGUAUAGUAUAGAUUUUGUUUAGGGUUAUCGAGAGGUGAACCGUGGUGUACUAGAAUUCCUUGAAAUUCUUUGGAGUUCUGGGGGAUUACUUGGAGCUCAUUGUUUAGUAAAAUUCCUGGGGCAGUCAAACUUUGCAGUGCACAAUGUUAACCAUGGCAAUUCUCUCAUUUCUUGAAAUGACUGAUAGGAUUGAAGUGUAAUGUUCUUUGGGACUAUGUAGACUACAC
Molecule: messenger RNA, 2075 nt
Organism: Phaedon cochleariae (mustard beetle)
Lineage: Eukaryota; Metazoa; Arthropoda; Insecta; Coleoptera; Chrysomelidae
Source: the annotation of a GenBank genome assembly